AUGGUUGUAAUAAAUGGCUACACCUUCAAGACGCAGCAACUUCUCACACAGCAGCCCGAUCACUCCCAGCACGCCCAUUUCGCUCAGCCGCAGAGUCAGGGUGCCAUUCCGGGUCCAAGUCCUGGUCAGCAGCAGGCAGGUGGCUCCAUGACCAUGCCGGCAUCGUCGGCGUGCAAGGGGAAACGGGAAUGGGACAUCAACGAUGCCAUUGUGCCGCAUGUGCCCGACCAGGAGUUCGACGAGUUCAACGAGUGGAGCGAUGGCCACGUCCGGCACAUCUACUCGCUGCACAACGAGGAGGCCAAGAAGCACAUUUCCGGCUGGGCCAUGCGCAACACGAACAACCACAAUGUGAACAUCCUGAAGAAGAGCUGCCUGGGCGUCCUGGUCUGCUCCCAGCACUGCACCCUGCCCAACGGAUCCAAGAUCAACCUGCGUCCGGCCAUUUGUGACAAGGCACGGCGGAAGCAGGAGGGCAAGGCCUGUCCCAACAAGAGCUGUCGCGGCGGCAGACUGGAGAUCAAGCCCUGUCGCGGUCACUGCGGCUAUCCGGUCACCCACUUUUGGCGGCACUCCGGCAACGCCAUCUUCUUCCAGGCCAAGGGAGUGCACGACCACCUGCGUCCGGAUCCUAAGAACUCCAGCGUUUCCAAGAGGGCCUUUGGCAGGGUGCCGCUCGGGGGAAAGUCCGCCAAUGGAUCAGGGGCCAAGAAGUCGGUCAUUGCGGGUCUGGUCAAGCAGGUGAAGCAACAACACAGUCUGAUAAGCAAGGUCCUCAAGCGUCCUGCUGCCAGCAAUGCUUUGAGUCACUCUGCCUUGGAUAUAUACCAGUACAACGCCUGCGGCAAGUGCACCACCUACAGCCACUGCACCUGCAGCUAUCUGGAGGACACCACCACAGCUAGGAGCCACCAAUUAUCGCAGUCCUCGAACUACGGCACCAACUCCUGGCCUCUUAGUGGAUCAGAGUCCUCGGCGCCCUGUGACACAGCCGCAAAUGUUUUCACGGUCAACCACCAGCACAUCACCUACAACUACCCCAUCUACCAUGCAACUCCCACGGCGGCGACAGCGGCACCUAGCAAAUCCCCCAGUUUGCCCUACACCUGCAGCAUUUCGGAACUGGCCGCAUACCAGCAAUCCUCCAGUGGAAACAGCUACUCCAUGGGAGUACCUACUCCCGUGCAUGGGCACACCCAGUGUCAGGCCCUCGGCUACGAGUCCAGUCCGCAACUGGCCACUCCGGAACCGGAGUUCAUUAACUACUCGCAGAUCAAGCACCUGGGUGGCGGUCAGGAGGAGAUCAGCUGCAAGGGCGAACCAGGAUCGGGUCUGCCGGCCACCAUAAAGUACAAUGCCACCGUGGAAACUCAGCCGUAUGUGGAGGACAACUACGACUACUACUACAGUCCCAAGGCGGAGUACGAGAUGCAGCAGCACCAUCAGCAGCACCACCAGCAGACCCACCAGCAGUUCGGAGGAAACCAGACGACGGGUCACCACUACUACGAGAGCGGAAGUGGCUACAAUGGAGUUAGCUACUUUGAUACGGGAACCACCACGGCACCGGGAAACAGCGCAACCGGAAACAGCUUGGACACCGGAUACGGCAGCUACUAUGAUCACUACUCCAGCUACGAGCAACAAAUGGCAGCAGCAGGUGGUUUUCCAUCAGCCGGAGGAGGAUCCAGUGUUCCGGCAGUGGCCCCGCCCCCAGGACACCCACCGCCUCCGCCACCACCGCCCACGCUGACGUACCACCAUCACCACCACCACCACUUGCACCACCCGGCGGCGACGACAGCGCUCGCCCCAUCGGUAACCCAUUGA
Messenger RNA from Drosophila subpulchrella, 1830 nucleotides. It is a transcript of the gene gcm2, whose product is annotated as transcription factor glial cells missing 2. Gene Ontology annotation, molecular function: RNA polymerase II cis-regulatory region sequence-specific DNA binding; DNA-binding transcription activator activity, RNA polymerase II-specific. Gene Ontology annotation, biological process: gliogenesis; regulation of transcription by RNA polymerase II. Bases 1 to 1830 code for a protein of 609 amino acids. The record is from RefSeq and is a predicted model, not a curated record. Lineage: Eukaryota; Metazoa; Arthropoda; Insecta; Diptera; Drosophilidae. Gene Ontology annotation, cellular component: nucleus. The transcript is spliced from 4 exons.